AUGUCCAGCCCAAUUGGUGAGGUCGAGGCACAACCCGUUCAGCCAGCUGCGGCAUCUACGGCAAACGCCCCAUCAGCAUCAGCCGACAUCGAAGUUGACAGCGAAGUAAGAAACGAUGCCUCGACCAUGGAUGAUCGCAUGUCUUCGUAUACUGCCUCUCUAUCUUCAUCGGUGGUAGACUAUCCGACUGAAUAUGGUCGAACGUAUCACGCAUUUCGAGCUGGCUCCUACAACUUUCCAAAUGACGAGAGAGAGUCGGACAGACUGGAUUUGACGCAUACUGUAAUGGUCAAGACCAUCGGCAACAAGCUCUUCCUUGCACCCAUCGACGAAGCUAAAACGCAUCGCAUACUAGACAUAGGCACCGGAACCGGUAUCUGGGCAAUCGAGGUGGGGGAUUUCUUCCCCAAUGCCGAGGUAACCGGAAUUGACUUGAGUCCCAUUCAGCCACCUUGGGUACCUCCAAAUGUCAAGUUUGAGGUCGACGACGUCGAAAGCCCCUGGGUAGGCAACAAGAAGUACAACUUCAUCUUCAGCCGCUACAUGGCAGGCUCCAUCGCGGAUUGGCAGCUGUACAUCAGCCGAAUCUUUGAGAACCUGACUCCUGGCGGAUGGGCGGAGUUCCAAGACUGGAGUUUGAUGCUCGACUCAGACGACGGGUCCCUCAACAAUACCCAGACACAUCGAUGGGCCACCCUAUUCAUGGAAGCCUGUGCGAACCUCGGCCGAGACGGGGCACCGGGGCCGAGUUUGAACUCAUGGGUGAAAGACCAAGGCUUUCAAAACGACAUUGGCAUGUGCAACCUGAUUCAGAUGCUCGAAGGGCUUGACGCAUUCACCCUAAAGCUCUUCUGCACCGCACUGGAUUGGACUAGGGAGGGGGCGCUCGUGUUGCUCUCACAGGUCCGUCAGGAGAUGAAAGCCUGCAAGUCGCACGUCUACCUGCACUUCCAUAUGGUCUAUGGGCAGAAGCCUGAGCCAGAGGUCUGA
Messenger RNA from Colletotrichum acutatum, 990 nucleotides. RefSeq names its product S-adenosyl-L-methionine-dependent methyltransferase. The record is from RefSeq and is a predicted model, not a curated record. The transcript has 9 exons. Lineage: Eukaryota; Fungi; Ascomycota; Sordariomycetes; Glomerellales; Glomerellaceae. Bases 1 to 990 code for a protein of 329 amino acids.